AGUAUACGCAUUACGUAGGGUGGAUCGUUCUCGGGAUGUCGCGCCGGAGUUAACCAGUUGCGCGAGCCUUGGCCACUUUAUUAUUAACCCUUUGCGUCUCUUCCAAUUCUAUAUAACACCUCCUGCCUGCCCCUUCGUUCACGACGAGUCGACAACUGUCUCCCUCACACCACAACCAGCCACCAAGCAAUACGGCAUUUCAACAAGAGAAAAGAGGAGAGGAUAGAAGAAGACAUGGCCGGCCGCUUCCUGAUCGCUCUCGUCGGCAUUGUCACCUCCGUGGGCGGCUUUCUCGCCGACUGGAACGAAACACACGUCCUGAACCCGCGCUGGCCACCGCACGCACGCUUCCACAACGGGCAGACCAUGUCGAUGGGCGCUGUGCUGGGCCUGACUACCUUAUACUACCUCUACGGCCCGCCAGCCUCUUCGUCACACCCCCUUGCGCAACAGAAAUCAGCGCUCUGGACGGCAUCUUGGGUUGCGAGUAUAUACUGGAUCACCCAGUUGUCGGCGAUCUUGUAUCCUGGUUCUCUGGCAGUUGAUCCUGAGUUUGGAGAGGGCUUUCCGCAGUUGUGGUUGAUUACAGGGUUGUUGAGUAUUGUGGCGGUGGGGACGGUGUUGGAGAAGCAGGUUUUGGCUGUAAAGAAGGCUUGAUAAUAAAUGGAUGAGGGGUAAUAUUAGCGAAGGUGUUGAGCAGUCUGGCAGCGUGAAAGACAUUGAAAUCUUGCACGGUCAUGAUAUAAUCUGAGUGAGGAGGAUCCAUUGAUGAUGAAUGGCAUCAUGUUAACGACAUCUGGAGGAGCAGCUUAGGAAGAUUAAUAUAAUCACCACUCUAUAACUUGAAAAUAUAAUUCAAUAUCUUAAUGAGCGCACCUGAAUCGAAUUGACUAUGCG
Molecule: messenger RNA, 897 nt
Organism: Talaromyces proteolyticus
Lineage: Eukaryota; Fungi; Ascomycota; Eurotiomycetes; Eurotiales; Trichocomaceae
Exons: 1
Coding region: 235-657 (140 amino acids)
Source: RefSeq, a predicted model, not a curated record